CCGGGCGGGCGGGCCCCGGGCGGCGGCGGUCACCUGCCCGCAGCAGGCGCUCGGCAGGGAGCGGCCGGGCAUGCCGGAGCAGCCGCCUCCGCCCCCGCCGCGCCCCGGGCAGCCCGCGUCAUGGAGGAGCCGGCCCUGCCGGAGUUGCGCGACGUGGAGCAGAAGCUGGGGCGCAAAGUGCCCGAGAGCCUGGCGCGCUCCCUGCGCGGGGAGGACCUGCCCGCCUGGGGCCGGGGCCACGACCGCGACCGCCUCGCCCUGCCUGCGGCCGCGGGUCCCGGCGCCGCCAGGCUUAGCUCCAGCGCCCUGGAGAGGCUGGAGACCAAAGUUCACCUCCUCAAGCAGGAGAUGGUUAAUCUCCGAGAUACUGAUGUCAAGCUCAUGCGCCAGCUGCUCAUCAUCAAUGAAAGUAUUGAAUCAAUCAAAUGGAUGAUUGAAGAGAAGGGAACCAUUGUGAGCAGAGGCAGUAGUUUGAGUGGCAGUCUGUGCAGCUUGCUAGAGAGUCAGGAGACUUCCCUACGAGGCAGUUAUAAUAGUUUACAAGACUGUAGCGAUGGACUGGAUGGAAUAUCAGUGGGAAGUUAUCUGGACACUUUGGUGGAUGAUGUCCCGGGUUAUCACACCCCUUCAGACAUGGACCAGUUCAGUGAUCCUGCUAUUUUGGAGGACUCACAAGCUCUGCAUAAGCAUCCCAAAAUUGAUUCUGAUGAGUACUACUGCUUUGGUUAAUAAAAGGAGUUCCCAAACAAUGGGAGUGCACUUGUCCCUCUCUUAUGCUGCUAUUUUAUUUUGUGUGACAAAGGAAGAAAAGAAAAAAAUCCCUUUAAAGAAAAAUUUAUUUUGAGACCUUUCUUGUUGCUCCUAACAUUUCUUCUUCUGGGUGGUUGGUUUGCUUUUUCCUUUUUUGUAUCUUAAGUUAUUGCUGUGAUUUUGUUUCUUUUGUUUUAUAAUGCCACAUUUACACGUUUUUUAAAAAGGUGAGGGAACAGCUUUAUCUUCAAAAUAAGACAUCAGGGAUUGAAAGGACUAAUUUUGAAUUUGUUUGACAAUAAAAUACUUUCUGAUACCUA
Molecule: messenger RNA, 1070 nt
Organism: Alligator mississippiensis (American alligator)
Lineage: Eukaryota; Metazoa; Chordata; Crocodylia; Alligatoridae
Gene: LURAP1L
Product: leucine rich adaptor protein 1 like
Exons: 2
Coding region: 121-729 (202 amino acids)
Biological process (GO): positive regulation of canonical NF-kappaB signal transduction
Source: RefSeq, a predicted model, not a curated record